AUGGGUGCGGCACCGUCGAUGCCUUACACAGCGGAGCAUCUCGUCGGAACAUUCGUUGGCGACGAGUCCUUCCCUCUCUCCUCUGACUUCUGGCAGAAGCUUCUCGAGCUUCCUUUCGAUGCAGAAUUUCCCUCUCAACGUGUCCAUGAAGCUUGCCAGUUAUUAGCGAAAAACAACUGUAACACGAGGCAUCUUGCCAAGAUUUUGUUCCAUCUAGCAUGCUACGUGCAGGAAUCCAUGUCUACUUCUGGUGUACCGCCAUUGGUUUAUGAAAAGGCUGUUAAUGUAGUUUACUUCACUUCAGUGUUCCUAAAGCACUUGAUUGGCAGUGCCCAAGACGGUGGUGUCGAGUUGUACCUGUCUCUCCAUGAUAACGAGUCAAUACCAAAAAGUAUUAUGGGAGAUCAGACCAUUGAAAUUCUUGUUAUCCGGAAUGUGCUUAACUUUAUUGCAUCUGUAGAUGUGAGGUAUAUCAUGAAUAACAAAUUGCUUCUGUGUGGGCCACCUCCUAGAUCGAAUGAUGUGAACCCAUUUCUUGAUGCAGCGAUGGCUCAGGAUGGCCGUCUGGUUAGUUCAGUUGUGGGCAAAUUGCUUUUAAAUUACAUUACUCUUCCUCGUGUUCCUUUUAAUAGAGCAUCUUAUUCCAUCUUUUAUGACCGAAGUGAGAAUAGUGUGCUAAAGAGAGUUGGUUCUGCAGCUGCAAAUAUUGUUUUAUUGCCCUUCAGUUAUUUGAUCAGUUCAAGCAGUGAAGGUUCAAGAAAUCCAAUAGCAGAUAGCAGUCUUCACGUGCUUCUUGUUCUCAUUCAUUAUCAUAAACGUCUUGUGAGUGAGGGCUAUUCUGUCAUAGAAUAUCAAGUAUCUGCCUCUUCAGAUUCUUUACCUAAAGAGAAUACAUUUUUUUCUGACAACCCUUACUGCAUGGCCUUAGAGCAUGCAACUGAUUGCGAAUUGGAUCGUGUCGAUUCAGAGGAUAAUCACAGUGACCAGCAUGUAAAGUUGCCCUUUGCGCCGUUGUUUGAUACCCUUGGCAUGUGCUUAGAUGAUGAGACAGCUGUCUUACUUCUAUACACAUUGUUGCAAGGGAAUUCCACCUUUCAGGAGUAUGUCUUGGUCCGGGCUGAUUUGGAUACAUUGUUAAUGCCCAUUCUUGAAGCAUUGUACAAUUCUCGAAGGAGGACAGCCAAUCAAAUUUACAUGUUGUUGAUUAUACUUCUCAUUCUUAGUCAAGAUUCUUCUUUCAAUGCAGGAAUCCAUAAGCUGAUAUUGCCAACCGUUCCAUGGUACAAAGAACGACUCCUCCUCCAGUCUUCUCUUGGUUCCCUCAUGAUCAUCAUUCUUAUCAGAACUGUACAGUAUAAUAUUUCUAAACUCCAGGAUGUAUAUCUUCAUACAACGUGUCUGGCAACAUUGGCAAACAUGGCACCUCAUGUCCACCAUUUGAGUGCGUAUGCAUCUAUGAGGCUAGUCAGCCUCUUUCACAUGCUAUCAAGGAAGUAUAAUAAAUUUGCGGAUCUCAGAGAUAAGAAGCUCAAUGUUUCAGAAAACAACUCAAUUGAAAUAAGUAGCCUUGUAGAUGUGGUAUGUGAUAAGGGUUUUUCACUUGUAUGA
Molecule: messenger RNA, 1608 nt
Organism: Sphenostylis stenocarpa
Lineage: Eukaryota; Viridiplantae; Streptophyta; Magnoliopsida; Fabales; Fabaceae
Source: the annotation of a GenBank genome assembly